CGCUUCCUCCAGGAUCCCGCCGUGAAGGAUGCUCCCUACCAUAAAAAGAAGACCUUUCUGUUGUCCAAAGACGUCUCUGAAGACAUGAUAUACCAAGUAAUGGGUCCAGAAGAUGCCCAGCACAACUCAGACACCGACGGCUCCAAUGUAGCCGCGCAACAAGAGUUCCAAGCCAGCAAAACUACCCCCACCACCGACGGUUCGUCCGAAGCUGCUCAGCAGGAGUUUGAAGCAACAAAGAAAGCCCCGCAGCCCGAGACCUACCCUCGUAGGGAUAUGCCUCCUAUCAUUACUUAUCCAGAAUUUCUCGUUCAGCCUCAAAAACCUCCCCCACUCGUCACCGUGGGCCGCCUCAUAAAUGCUACAUAUAUAGCCGGUGCUUUGACUGCUUCUGCCUAUGCCUUGUCCAAAUACAUCAUUGCUCCCAUGGCCGACAACUUGAACGAAGCUCGUCAUGAUCUAUUUGAGCAUACAGGAGACCAUGUAACCAACUUCAACGACAAAAUAUCAAAGCUGGUUUCCAUUGUCCCUUCAUCGGCGAAAUCCCUACCAUCUACACCUGCUGAUCUGGCAGACUUUGAUACAGACAGCAUUACCUCAGACCCUACCGAGCUCUUCCACCGCGAUGUUGGCACGCAGACUUCGCCUUCACUCUCUCGUCGCACCAGUCUGUCUUCUGAUGCUGAGCUCGUCAAGCCUGAAGCAAUGCCUCUGAAGCAUGCCAGUCGUCUUGACAUCAUGAAAUCUCACCUUUCGGAGCUGCUCGAGGGCGCAGAAAGCAAUGGCACAAGUAACCAAACAUUGCAAGAAAGCGUCAGCGAGACAAGACAUUAUCUCGACGGCCUCUAUUAUACCCCGCCAUCGUACUCAUGGAACGCAGACAAUUCACUCAAUGCAUCUGAUGCUUCCAAGGACAAGAAGUCUGACGCAGCUGUGACCUUGAAGGCAGAGAUCAGAGGUGUAAAAGGCGUGCUCCUCAGCGCGAAGAGGUUUCCCUCG
This is a messenger RNA of Aureobasidium melanogenum CBS 110374, 999 nucleotides long. RefSeq lists its product as uncharacterized. The record is from RefSeq and is a predicted model, not a curated record. The annotation marks the transcript as partial. Lineage: Eukaryota; Fungi; Ascomycota; Dothideomycetes; Dothideales; Saccotheciaceae. The transcript is spliced from 2 exons.